Propithecus coquereli (Coquerel's sifaka) is the source of this 1597-nucleotide messenger RNA. RefSeq names its product Sjogren syndrome antigen B (autoantigen La) (gene SSB). Bases 117 to 1301 code for a protein of 394 amino acids. The transcript has 12 exons. Gene Ontology annotation, molecular function: RNA binding. Gene Ontology annotation, cellular component: nucleus; ribonucleoprotein complex; cytoplasmic stress granule. Lineage: Eukaryota; Metazoa; Chordata; Mammalia; Primates; Indriidae. The record is from RefSeq and is a predicted model, not a curated record. Gene Ontology annotation, biological process: RNA processing; positive regulation of translation.
GGCCCCCAUCUUCUUAGAGCGCUUUAGGCCAGCCGGCGGCGCUUGGAAGUCCAGGCGUUGCUUGUAGUGAGCCUGUGGUGUGGCUCUGUGGGACCAGGAACUUAAAGAUAGCCACAAUGGCUGAAAAUGGUGAUAAUGAAAAAAUGGCUGCUCUGGAGGCCAAGAUCUGUCAUCAAAUUGAGUACUAUUUUGGAGACUUCAAUUUGCCACGGGACAAAUUUUUAAAGGAACAGAUCAAAUUGGAUGAAGGCUGGGUACCUUUGGAGAUCAUGAUAAAAUUCAACAGGUUAAACCGUCUCACAACAGACUUUAAUGUAAUCGUGGAAGCACUGAGCAAAUCCAAGGCAGAACUCAUGGAAAUCAGUGAAGAUAAAACUAAAAUCAGAAGGUCUCCAAGUAAACCCCUCCCUGAAGUGACUGAUGAGUAUAAAAAUGAUGUAAAAAACAGAUCUGUUUAUAUUAAAGGCUUCCCAACUGAUGCAACCCUUGAUGACAUAAAAGAAUGGUUAGAAGAUAAAGGCCAAGUACUAAAUAUUCAGAUGAGAAGAACCUUGCAAGAAGAUUACUUUGCAAAAAAAAAUGAAGAAAGAAAACAAAAUAAAGUGGAAGCUAAAUUAAGAGCUAAACAAGAGCAAGAAGAAAAACAAAAGUUAGAAGAAGAUGCUGAAAUGAAAUCUCUAGAAGAAAAGAUUGGAUGCUUGCUGAAAUUUUCGGGUGACUUAGAUGAUCAGACUUGUAGAGAAGAUUUGCACGUCCUUUUCUCAAGUCAUGGUGAAAUAAAACUUCACCUCAUUGAUAUCACCAAGGCACCUAAAGAACUACAGAUGGAACUGACUGAGCUCUCAGUAGAUGAUACAUUAAAGUCAUUGUUUGGUGCUGAGAAAGAUCCAAUUGAAAUAUGGAAAAAUGCAGAAAAAGCCAAGGAAGCAUUGGAUAAAGCCAAAGAUGCAAAUAACGGUAACCUACAAUUAAGGAACAAAGAAGUGACUUGGGAAGUACUAGAAGGAGAGGUGGAAAAAGAAGCAUUGAAAAAAAUCAUAGAAGACCAGCAAGAAUCUCUAAACAAAUGGAAGUCAAAAGGUCGCAGAUUUAAAGGAAAAGGAAAGGGUAAUAAAGCUGCCCAGCCUGGGUCUGCUAAAGGAAAAGUACAGUUUCAGGGCAAGAAAACUAAAUUUGCUAGUGAUGAUGAACGUGAUGAAAAUGGUGCAACUGGACCAGUAAAAAGAGCAAGAGAAGAAACAGACAAAGAAGAACCUGCAUCAAAGCAACAGAAAACAGAAAAUGGUGCUGGAGACCAGUAGUUUAGUAAACAAAUUUUUUAUUCAUUUUAAUUAGGUUUUAAACUGCCUUUGUUUUUGGAGACUUUAAAAUGAAAACCGAAUUAGGUCCACUUCAAUGUCCACCUGUAAGAAAGGAAAAGUUUUUUGUUGUUUAACUUGUCUUUUUUUGUUAUACAAAUGAGGAUUUUUUUUGGAAUGUAUAGUUUGUGUUAUUUCAGAUAAUAUCAAAAGGAAGAUUCUUCCACUAAAUUGCCUUUGUAAUAUGAGAAUGUACUAGUACAAACUAAUAAAUAUAUACUGUAUAAAAAGAGCAAAAA